Molecule: messenger RNA, 863 nt
Organism: Solanum stenotomum
Lineage: Eukaryota; Viridiplantae; Streptophyta; Magnoliopsida; Solanales; Solanaceae
Product: probable inactive protein kinase At3g63330
Exons: 5
Coding region: 4-417 (137 amino acids)
Biological process (GO): protein phosphorylation; intracellular signal transduction
Cellular component (GO): nucleus; cytoplasm
Molecular function (GO): ATP binding; MAP kinase activity
Source: RefSeq, a predicted model, not a curated record
GAUAUGUGGAGUGUUGGUGUAGUGAUCUUAGAACUGGUUUUGGGUACGCCAGACGUGUUUCAGGUAAGUUCUAGGACACAGGCUCUUUUGGAUCAACACCUGGAGGGUUGGAAUGAAAGCUUGAAGAAGCUUGCAUACAAACUCAGAUCUUUCAUGGAAAUGUGUAUUCUGAGCCCUGGAGUUACCUCAAAACUUCAUCAAACUAGAUCAAAAUAUAACCAGGCCUCAGCUUCACCAGCUCCAUGGAAAUGCUCUGAAGAGUUCUUUUCUCAUCAAAUUAAAAACAGGGAUCCUCUGAAGAUAGGGUUCCCAAACAUAUGGGCACUGCGACUAGUACGUGAAUUAUUACAAUGGAAUCCUGAAGAUCGACCAAGUGUUGAUGAGGCUCUAAAACACCCAUACUUUUCGCAAAGGUGAUAAAAAAAAAUACCAGGUGGGAUACCUGCUCCUGUAUGAACAGCUAAAAGACAACACAACUUGUAUACCUUUACCCAAGGUUCUGUGAUUCGGAUGCCUUGUGGCCCAUUCCCCACCUCUCUUUCUUGAACUGUCCUAAUGGGACACUGGGCUUUUCAAGUGCAGCUUAUGGUUAUUUCAUUGAACUUAUUGCCUGGUGUGUAAGCUGGAGGAACAGAGAAACGGGCAGCAAAGAAUGAAGAGCUGGAAGUAGGGGUGUACAUGAUCCGGUUGAUUCGGGUUUUCCAAAUAUCAAAUCAAACCAUUUGUGUAAAAAUUUUAAAUUUAUAAAUCAAACCAAACUAAUAAAAUUCGGAUUUUUUUGGGUUUUUCAAUCUUGGGUUGGUUCGGAUUUUUCAAAUACCAAACCAAACCAUUGUGUCAAAUUUUUAAAUUUAUAAAUCAAA